Molecule: messenger RNA, 5457 nt
Organism: Prorocentrum cordatum
Lineage: Eukaryota; Dinophyceae; Prorocentrales; Prorocentraceae
Source: the annotation of a GenBank genome assembly
AUGGCGGAGGAGCGCGUGCAGGCUCUAGAGCAGCAGAUGAUAGCGCUGGCCCAGGAGCUGCAGAACCGCCAGCAGAGGGAGAACGAUCUCACGGCCGAGGUGCAGCGGCUCGGCCGCGUGGCCGAGGCUAGACCACGGGUGGACGGGCCUGUGCCACAGCCUCGAGCCGAGUCGCUCGUGGACACCCGCACGCUGGGCAAGCCAGACGUGUUCACGGGCGAAGAGCACAAGUGGAACGAUUGGAAGGUGAUCUUCAAGGCGUACUGUGGCGUCGUGAACGCCGACUUGCUGGCAGGGAUGCGACUGGCAGAGAGCGCUGACGAGGCCUCAGUUCAGAACGAUGACUUCCUCGAGGAGAACAUGAGGCAGACCUCGCAGCAGCUGUAUUACAUCUUGCUCCUCCUCUGCCGGCAGCAUCCCCUGACGACGAUCGCGAAUGCUGGCGAGAAUGAGGGCUUCCAGGCUCGGCGCAAGCUGGUUGAAUACUACGAACCGAAUGCGAGGUCCCGCAUCGCGGGGCAGCGGCUGAAUCUCCUGAACUUCUCGUUCGCUGGCGAUGUCGAGGACCGGCUGGCGCUGUUCGAGCGAGAGCUCCUCAGGGACGAGCAGAGGAGCGGCGAGGCCAUCACAGCCUCCAUGAGGAUCGGCAUCGUCCUUCGGCAGCUCGAGGAAGGCCCUCUACGCCAGCACCUCUUGCUCAAUGCGACCAGGCUGGUGGAGCGGCAGGACUUCCGACGUGAGGUCACCGACGCCCGCCGUGCCCAGAGCGCCAUCGCCCCGGUGCCCGUGCCCAUGGACCUGAGCGCGUUCACCAAGGGCGACGGCAAGGGCAGGUUCAAGGGCGACGGCAAGGGCAAGAGCAAGUCCAGUGGCAAGGGCAAGAGCAAGGGCGACAGCAAGGGCAAGUCCAAGUCCGACGGCAAGAGCAAGACCAGCAGCAAGUCGCAUGGUCAGCAGCUCGGGCCACUCUGCUGGGGCUGCGGCGGUCGCGGCCGCACUCAGCGUGAAUGCCCGAGCAAGCACAGGGGAACGUUGGCGAGCAUGGAGCAGACGCUGGCUCGCAUCAACGCCUCCCAGUCGACGAGUACGACCGUACCAUCGGCGGCCAGCUCUAUCUCGACGGCUGCGACUACGAGGCUGAGUCCGGCGACGGCGAUGUCCGGCACGAGCUCUCGACAGGUCGCGGCACUCUACCUGAACGACGCGGACGAGCAGGUCAGCUACCCGUUCGCGAACCUCCACUCCCUCAGCAUCUACGACCCGGGGCCGGACAAGGCGGACGUGGUCGACUCUGCGACCGGCGCGGCCCUGGACCUGAACAUGAUCCACGGCAACUCGGAUGCGGAGGAGGUCGAGCUCAACGGCAUCUUGCGUGUGGGCAUCGACUCGUGUGCGGCGGCAUCGGCGCUGCCGCGUGGCUCGGGCGCGGACUACCCGGUGCACGAGGGCGGCCAGGCGAUCUCGUGCAAGACCGCCUCUGGCCACUACGUGAACGACGAAGGCGAGAAGAUCCUCGCGGGGGCGAUGCCUGGGGCUUCUCAGGCACGCGCUGCCAAGUUCAGGGUGGCGGACAUCAGCAAGCCGUUGCUGAGCGUCGCGGAGAUGGUCGACUCUGGCCAUCGGCUCGUCUUCGACUCGGAGGGCGGGCAGGACGUUAGCUACGCGUACCACAAGACCAGCGGAGACGUUGUCAGGUUCUGCCGCAGGAAUAAGGUCUACGAGAUGGAUAUGCACGUCGACCCGUACGUGCCGGAGGUCUGCCCGGUCGAGGUGGCAGGCCACGAGCUUCCCGAGGGCGAAGCCGGCCAGCCAGGCGCGGCUCACGAGGAGGUGCUGCACGAGCCCUACAGGGCACGGUGCCGGGAGUGCGUCUCCGGCAGAGGCCUGUCAACAGGCCAUCAGACGAAGGACCACCAGGAGUCGGCGCUCGCGGUGGUUGGCAUCGACUACGGCUACCUCGGUGAACGAGAGGACGCCACGCCGCUGCUGAUCGGGAGGCUGGCAUCGGCUGGCCACAAGCGCUUCGUCUUCCGCUUAGACGGCGAGGCGCCGCUCGUCGCCCUGAAGACCCGCAUCGGGGCCAAGCUCAAGGAGGAGUACGGCAUCGAGACGGUGCCCGAGGAGAGCGCGGUCGGCGACUCUCAGGGCAACGGCCUGGCCGAGCACGCGGUGCGCGAGAUCAAGGCCAAGGCGAGGACGGUGCGGGCGCAGGUGGACGACCUCCACGGCGUGAGCAUUGGCGUCGAGCACCCAGUGACCCCGUGGAUGGUCGAGUUCGCAGCCAUGUCCAUCAACCUGGGCAGGCGGGGCGCUGACGGCCGCGCGGCUUGGGAACUUCGGCACGGCCGCCCCUUCAACAAGGACCUGGCUUGCUUCUCGGAGAAGGUCCUGUAUCUCCCAGGGGGCAAGCGCAAGGCUGGGAUCGAGGACAAGUUCCUCGCUGGGCUCUACCUGGGGCCCACGCGUCGGACGGGCGAGGUCUACGUUGGCACGGAGUUGGGCGCGCUGCGGGCCAGGACCUUCAAGCGGUUGACGGUCGAGCAGCGUGCCGACAAGGACCUGCUGAACAGCCUCGUGGGGAAGCCGUGGGCGCCGGUGCCGACGGACGUGGAGGUGGACGAGGUACCGGUGGCCAUCGAGAUCCGAGCGCCGGUGCCAGCGCCGGUCGCGCCUUUGGGCGGACCUCUGGCGCCCAUCCCCGAGGCUGGGGACCUCCCGCCCCGGGCUCUCCGAGUCGGGCGACCACCAGCAGGACCGCGGGCCGUCUACAUCAGGAAGGACGUCGAGAUCGCGAAGUACGGGCUCUCCCCGGGCUGCUACGGCUGCGCCGCGAUCCACAACGGCGCCCGGGCGCAGGCUCACUCAGCCGAGUGCCGCGCUCGGAUCGAGCAGGCGAUGCAGGACGACGAGGAGGCAAAGCAGAGGCUCGAGGAUGCCCGCGAGCGGAAGCGGCAUCGCACUGACGUCGCCGGGCCUGUCUAUCAAGAGGGCGGUUCGUCAGGCAGUGGCGGUCCAGCCCCAGCUCAGCAGGUGCCGCCGGCACCCGAGGCCGCGGCGGCGGCUGACGUGGCGAUGGCUCCGGCACCACACGACCCCGGCGACGACAACAUGCAGGAGGAGAUCGGUGCCCUCCUGCUCUCUCUCGGCUACAGCGGGCGCAAGGCCGACGUGAUGGAGCAGCAGCGACAGUGCCGGGAGCUGAUCGAGCACUUCGAGGUGUACUUCCUCUUGGGCAGUCCUCGCUGCGCGCCGUUCUCCAUGCUGAAGUACCCCAAUGAGGACACGGAGAAGCAGCGUGAGGCCUCCGCCAUCGGGUACGAGCACUUGAGGUUCGUGAUGGAGCUCUACACGCUGCAGGUGAAGCACGACCGCACGUUCUUGCACGAGCACCCCUGGAGCGCGGACAGCUGGGACCUUGACAUCGUGAAGGAUGUGAUGGCUCUCCCGGGUGUCGAGGUCGGGCGAGGCGACCAGUGCGUGUUCGGCCUGGUGGUUGCGGACGCGCACGGCGACAGGCUCGCCAAGAAGCCGACAGGGUGGAUGAGUAAUAACAAGGAGGUGUUGGAUGAGGUCUGCAAGCGCUGCCCCAAUGAUACUGGCAUUGGCAGCCGCCACGAGCAUUCCACCUUCGUCGGCCGCAACAUGCGUGUGGCGGAGAGGUGCCCGGCCAAGCUCCUCCGCGCCAUCCUCCGUGGCCUCCGCCGUCACCUUAGCAACAAGAAGGUGCUCGCGCUUUCGGCCCAGGAUGCUGGACCGAACGUGGACGACGAGGAGAUCAGCCUGAAGGACUUCGUCGGGAAGUGGCGCGACACGCUGAGGACCGAGUUCUACGACGACCUCACCGGCCUCCCGCUGGACCCCACGCGGGUGAAGGCCGCGAGGCGCCUGGAGAUGGACUUCAUGGCGCAGCUUGGUGUGUGGGUCUACGCGAGGGAGGAGGACUGUCAGCGCGAGCUUGGACGGAGGCCUCUCAGCGUGCGCUGGGUUGAUAUCGACAAGGGCGACACCGACCGGCCGGAUUACAGAUCCAGGCUCGUCGCGCAGGAGACCAAUGCGCAGAGCACCAUCGCCAGGGACGACAUCGGCGCGGUGUUUGCGGCGACCCCGCCGCUAGAGUGCCUUCGGCUCAUCUGCAGCAUGGCGAUGUCGAGCGACCCGUCCGAGGGCCGCGUGCUGCGCUUCCUGGGCAUCUCGCGGGCACGCCUGCACUGUGAUAUCAAGAGGACGGUCUACAUCAAGCUUCCAGAGGAGGAUCCGAUGUCGCAGGAGAUCGGUACGUGUGGGCUCUUGCGGAUGGCGCUCUACGGGGCGCGCGACGCUGGCCAGAACUUCGAGCUCACGACUGCCGAGACGGUCAUCGGUGCUGGCUGCGACCAGUCGGCCUUCUCGCCUUACGUGUACUGCCACAAGGACUUCCAGGUGAGCUUCUUCCACCACGGCGGCGACUUCGUGCUCGAGGGCUCUCGGGGCGGGACGGAGUCGAUCUGCGAGGCCCUGAAGACGAAGUUCAUCGUGAAGGACAGGGGCGUGCUCGGGCCGGCGCCUACCGACGCAAAGGAGAUCACGUGCCUCAACAGGGCAAUGCGCUGGCGAGGCCGAUGGUGCCCAGGGGGCGAGGCCAUCGAGUACGAGGCGGAUCCCAGGCACGCGCAGAUCUUGCACGCGCAGCUUGGAAUGGACCCCCGCACCACGAAGUCAUUGAGCACGCCAGGGCUGAGCCAGAAGCCUACACCUGAGGUCGAGCGCGAGCUGAACGAGCACGAGGCGGCAGAGUACCGCAGUGCGUGCAUGAGGCUGGGCUACUUGGCGCUCGAUCGGCCAGAGGUGCAGUUCGCGGCCAAGGAGUGCGCUCGCGGCAUGCAGAGGCCGACAGAGCGACACCUCCGCCUUCUGAAGCGCGCUGGACGCUUCUUGAUCGGGGCGCCGCGGGCCAUCUGGAAGUGGGGCCGACAGCGGGCACCCACAGUGAUGGACAUCUAUUCGGACACCGAUUGGGCAGGCUGCCCGAUCACGCGGAGGAGCACCAGUUCGGUCGUGAUCAAACAUGGGCAGCACCUGAUCGUUACGGCAUCGACGACUCAGAUCCCCAUCUCCAUGAGUUCGGGGGAGGCUGAGUUCUACGGCUGUGUGCGGGCGGCCAGCAGGGCCAUCGGCAUGCAGUCACUGUGCCAGGGCCUAGGCAGGGACGCGAGCCUUCGCAUCUGGAGCGACUCGGCAGCUGCUCUUGGCAUCAUGCAACGACGAGGCUGCGGCAAAGUCCGACACCUCGAGACGCCGACGCUGUGGGUGCAGAAGGCACUCAAGGACGGACGGUUUCAACUGGCCAAGGUCCCCGGGAAGUCGAACCCGGCGGACCUGGGGACGAAGUUCCUCGACCAGGCGGCGAUGCUCCGAGGGCUGGAGAUGAUGAGUGUCAAGCUCUCGGACGCGCCCCUCUCGAGUGCCCUUCAGGCGAAG